CACAGUGACGAGUCCAGCCCACCAAGGACACCGGAUUCAGUCUAUGUCGCAGACUCUUCAGUGUCCAGUUUCCCAUUUGGCUCCCUAUACAAUCACUCUAAAUCAGCAUUCCCUUAUCCUCAGAGCAGCCCCUAUGAAGAAACUGGCAGCUUUCCCUCUCAGACCUGUACAGCUCAGAUCAAGACUUCUGAAGAGAAGGUGGCUCCACUGUAUGAGUACGAUUGCUCCUCGUUUUUAUUUGAUGAUGCGACUCCUUUCAUGAUGCCACCUUCAGCUUCACCACCCCCAUCAUCACCUGAGCAGGUCCCAGUACCAACUCCUCCUUCUGCUUCCAAUGUAACCAUGACACCAAAUUCCCAUGGGUCAGUCACAACAGUCCCUCCAGUCACUGUGUCGCAGUCCAGCCCUAAAAUAUCAACUCACAGCAUGACUCUAUCCCCAGCCGCCCCCAACUGCGGCCAAAUCCCGGCACCUUCUCAAGUUGCAGACUUACCUCCUGUACCAGUGCUGCUAUCAGUUUCAAACACCCAGACGCAACCUUUUAUUCCCAGCCAGAGGGAGACAAACGCCAGUUCAAAGGACAACCCUCCAAGCCAGACAUCAUCAUCUUGGACUGCCACUAAUGGCAACUUUGUUCCAAGCCAGAUGUCCCCUGAUAUAACAGCCUCAAAAAUAUCACUUGUUGAAGCAGUGAAAGAGAGAAGGCUCGAUGCCCCACAGACCAGGAUUUACACGUCAAAGGCAACUUUUUAUGAGAUCUCUAAACCUCCCUCCAUGCAGGAACUCACAGUAAUAAACCCAACCUGCCAGGAAGCAUCAUUAUCGGCUGUAAACCAGGAGAAAACUGCUUUGUCAGUGGUGAAAACUGAUCAGAAACUAUCUGUGUCCAAGACCCAAUGUGGAAGAUCUAAGACUCCCCCUUGCACACCUUCAAGAGUAUCCACCCCCUUCAUUGAAAUAUCAAAACCUAACCCACUUUUAUUUGCUUCAAGUCCUGCUUUCAACUGCUUCCCUGAUUUACAAGCUUCUUCUACUCCCAAUGAGGCUCCUAAACACAAGCCAGUAAUUCAAACUAGCGGUAUAAGUAAACCCCUUGCUGCUAAAGAAGAACUGAAGUGGACUGAUGCUAAUCACAUUACUCCCAUCAAACAAGCUAGCAAUUACAAAAAGAAAGAAAUUCAAAAUAUUCAAAAGAGCACAUUAAAUUUAAGCUUUGCUAACACUGAGCUGUCCCCCAAGGAGAAAUUAGCAUCAAGCAUUACUGAACCCGACUCCGCUGUCACUAAACCAACACUAAUAGAACCUGUUACCCCAAACCUAAAAACAGACCAAGUUCCAGACAGUGAGGCUUCACAUUUGCCAAAGGUUCCAUCAUUUCUCUCUACUGUACCAAAGACUUCAAAUCUUAGCCCUACAAAAGUGAUUGUACAAGCACCAACGAGCCCAAGUCCCCUGUCAUCCACCUAUCGUCCGCCUGUGGUCAAGGCACGCAAGUCCUUGUCAUCACUAUUGGAGACUCAAAUGUCAUUAGCAACCUCAAAGUCCAAAUCCCGAUCAACGUAUUAUGGGCUUACUCCAGCCGAGUAUGCUGCCUACGGUGGGAUUAGGAGUAUCGCAUCACAUCACAGCCCUGUACCCUGCAGGGUCAACGAAACCUCUUCAAACAAAACACAGCCAGAUAUAGCUGUAGAUGUCUCAAAGUCUGAUGCAACAAAACAACUCAAUGGACAUCAAGAUCUUCUCUCUUCGAUGGAGGUGUCUGCUGCUCACAUUUUACAACCUCUGUCAUCUUCAAAGGAUUCAGAGCUUCCAGCAGAGCGGAUGGUCAAACAUAGCAAAGAUGUGUUUGAGGAAAGUCGGUCUGAAGCUCACAGUAUUGGAAUGCAACCGGUUAAAACAUCUAGUGUGGACUCAAUAAAACCUGAGCUUCCCCUUGGCUUGGUACAGAAAAGUAUGCAACAAUCCACAAGUGACGUAUCCACAUCAAAAGCCUCAUACUCUGAGGCUCCAGUACCAAUACCUAAAGCAGGUGAGGUACACACACAGAGUGUGGCACUGUUUCCUAUAGAGACAGCUCUAAAUACAACUCAAUGUCUGACCAAUAGCAGUGGUCUGUCUAGUUUUUCCUCACCAUUAGUGAAAGUAGAUUCAAAUGCAGAAACACAGCAUAUUGCAAAAGUCAUAGAUGUCAUAGAGAAUGGUGACAAACUUGAGAAAACAUCUACUAUUUCUCAACCUAAUAUAAACUGUAAGGGAGAAUCCAAUGUCACAAAACUAGAGUCAGGAAAAAUAGAGACAGCUCCGAUCCAAUCUUACCAAACUGCCAGUGGUGUUAGUCUGUCAGUAACCAAUGGUCUCAAUGUUCAACUCACUGCCAAGCCUGUAAAAGAUCUAGUUGACGGCAAAAACCUACUUGUUCAAUCUCCUGCCACAGAGUUAAAACCAGUGCAAAAUGGUGCAAUCAUUUCAGGAAUACAGCAAUCCAUCAAACUAGUUUCAGAAACACCAUUGCACUGUAAAGUGGCUACUGAAACUGUUUUACACAAACAAAAGGAAGAGUUUAACCAGCAUAUCAAGGCAAGCAGUGAGGUUGUUCUACCCAAUAAGACAAACAUGGGGCACGUUUUGCCUUUUAUGAGUGCUAAUAAGGAACGUAUCCUUGACCAAACAAACGCUGAGCCCCAAGUCUCAAAUAAAUUCUCUAAAAACCAAAUUAUGACUACCACAGGAUAUAUGUUGCCACAUGAGCCUGUCACAGCAUCUAUAUGUUCUGCAAAAUCCAAUAUCUGCACAGUGUCUUCAGAUGAGCAAGGCAGCAAAUUAAUGCAACAGCUCAGCACAGAAACUCAAAUUUACAGACACAGUGAAAAAGUAGACAAUAAGAUCUUUCAAAAAUCUUCCCAAGCCCCAGUUUUACCAAAUCCAACUGCUGUAAAUACUGUCUUAAUAGAUAAACCUACCACAGAAACCAAACUACCUGACCAAUCCAUCAUUUCAACCAAAUUACCCAUCGUUUCAGACAUUAAAUUCCCUUUAGGGACUGACUCGUCAAACUUAGAGACAGACCAACAACCAGCAAAAGAGCCCCCAAAGAUACACAAAACUAGUGACAAUGUAUUUCCAAACAGCAGCAUGCGACCCGGUUUCAAAGAUAAACUUGUUCAUGAAGUAAGUUUCUACCCAAACAACAGCAGAGCUGUAGUAGAGUCUCCACGAGCAACUGAAAAUAAUCCAAACAUCCCUGUUAAAGAUGCAAUACUGUCGAGCCAACCAAAUAUAGAAACCAAACUCCCAACUUAUAAUAAUACUGACACUAACCGAGUAAGCAGCUCAACAGUAGACAAAGAAGUGCAUCCACAGCCUACCACUGGACGAGUAGGUUUAUUGACUGGUAAAAUACCAACAGAGUGUCUUCCCACCAUACCUAUUAUAGCAGAAAACAUUCAAACUAAAUGUGUUAUUGAAACGAAAAAUGCUUCUAAUCUUUCAAAUGGAAACACCAUACUGAACAUACCUAGUAGUGAAACCAAACUAUCCAACAAACCAUGUGCAGGAUCACUUACUGUCAGCAAGUCUUCCACAAACAUGGUUUCACCUGGAAAACCAGGAGGUGUAGACACGAUUCAACAUGGCAGAGCAGUUAAAGAAACUGCACAGUCAAACAAAUCAAAUUUGGGCAGCAAUGCUCACAGUAUUAUUGCCACUGAAAGCAACCCCCCUAACAAGCUUUACACAGAGGCUGUUCUGCCAAUGAUGACAGACCCAACAAUGAGCGGUAAACCAUCAUUUAAUACUGCACAGGUGCCGUCAAGCCCUACCAUCAGGCGGGUCAUUCCAAAAAGUCCUCAGCUGAGAUCAGAGAGACCUGACAGUCGAUCUGCAACAAAGCCAGUCAUCGAUGCACAAUUGGUUUCUGGCUCCGUUGCCCAAACAAGAUUAAACUCAAGAGCAGGCAUUAAACAGAUUGACCCUGAAACAUCUGCACCUCAAAUUACUGCUAAAACUACCGUAAAAGAACAAUCCUCUAUCAAGUCAAUUAUAGACAAAACAACUUCAACAAGUCCCCACACACAAACUAAAAGUUCUGUAACAUCACUGACUGAGACUAGAAUUUCCUCCUCUUCUGGCUAUGUUACGGCAAACAUACCUGGUAUCAGUGUACAACAGCAAUCCACUGCAUGUCAAAACACUUUGUCUGGAGAUAAUGUUCAAACCUCUGUGGAUUUAAUUAGCUCUCAGACUGGAGUGAAACAGAUAAGGCAAUCUGUCACUGAAACAAGGAAAUCUAUAGACACCACUGUUCAUAGUGCAAAUGCUCAAACCCUCUCACACACUGCUUUAAAUAACUAUGCUGCUACAAAUAUUCAUCCUCUUGCUGAACCCAUCAGAGAUGUUAAAGCCCCUCUUAGCCCUCCAAGAGAAAUCAGACACUUAACCAGACCUUGGGCUGCAAUAAGAGCCUCCCCACUACCAGAACCAAGAGUGUGUAAUACCCCUAUACAAACCUAUACUCCAACCUUACCCCAGACCUCUAAAACUCCUGUCUCUUUUAACCAUACCACAGAAACUAAACCCUCUUCAGUCAUAAUGAAAGACCACACACAGAUUCCUAACACACCUACUAGCACUCAACCCUCUGCUAAGUUAAUCACAGAGAGUAUUUCAAAACCAGAAUUAAAACAACCCACAACUAAGGACACUUCAGUUAUGACUAACAGUGCUGGCAUAAAAGUACAUUCCCAAAUGCAAUACGUAAAAACAAACCCAAAUUCCAGUGCAGAAGGAAAACUCCCCUCACUGAAUACUAAAACUAGCACUACCAUCCAUACUACUGAUCCUGUUUUAACCAGUAAACCUGCUCUUAAAGCACAACCUCCUACUAAGCAGGUAGAAACAAGACCAUCCUCUGCCACUGUAGAAACACAACCCUCAGUUGUAGAAACCCCUGAUCUGGUACAGAUUAGGUCGCACACCAGUAAUGUUCAGCCUUCGACAGAGCUACCAAUAGAGAGCACAUCUCCUGCAAAGCCAGCAACAGAUACUGUCAUGAAACCAUCCAUAGUUAAAGACGCUGUGACUGAUUCUGCCACUCCUGCCUCUCUGCCUCAGGCCUCAGUCUCAGUCAAAGCUCCAUCUCCAAACAGAGGAAUGUCACCGCCAUCUCAGCAAAAAACUGGACUCACAGACAAGGAUGUUCUGAAGAUCAAAACUACACCUGCAACGACGGAAGCCCCGGCAGUCGAACCCUCCACGAAGUCAGCGACAUCAACUGCAUCUUCAACUGCUGACAAAAAGGUUGUUACAGCAGAGAAAUCCUCCUCAUCCACUGAGCACAAAGGAGCCCUGAAGCCGAAAGGCCUUAAGGGUAUGCUCAGCGGAUGGACACGGCUCAAGAAACACAUGGUCGUUGAACCAGAAGAACCUCCAUUUCCAGAGCCAGAGGCCAAAUCUCAGGAUGAUUCCAGUGGCAGCAGCGAAAAAAUAGAUCAAGUUGGUAAUGAUAAUUUGUUAGUAGACCAGUGUGCCAAUCAGGAGGUUGUUGAUAACAAAGAUAGUCCCAAGGCACUGAAGAUGUGGGACGCCCUCCUCUUUCAAAUGUUCUCCACCAAAGAGAAAAUCAUGCACCAGAUAAACACGGUCAAGAAUGAUUCAGACAAGAAAAAGGUCCCAAAAGAAAACCAGGCAGAAGUUCCUUCUUUUGUCAAUCGCCUGCCAGUUUUACUUUACAGCCCCCGAUUUGACGCCAGAAAGCUCAAAGAGGCGGCAGCGAAGCCACUCACAAAAAUAGCAGCAGUGUUUGAAAGGGGGCUGCUGAAACGUAAAUCUCAGGAAGACGAACAAAAAGACUUCAACAGAACAGCCAGAGGAUUUGGCUCGUCAAAAACUAAAAACAUGUAACUUAGACUGAUACAAAAGUAUGUUUGAGAUUGAUAAAUGACAUGUGAUUUGUAAUUCAUUCUCUUGAUGAAUUAUGUAAUUCAUCAAAACCAUUUAUGGAUUACUGCAACAGAAAAACUGAUCUUUAGGAGGUAGAUUAUACUUGAGGGGAAAAAGGAUUAAAAGUGUUGAUUACUGCAUAAUCACCAACUAUUUGACCCAAUAAUGGAGCUAGAACUUUUCCAUGUUCUUUAAAUUUAAAUUUAUACUGCAAAGAGUGUACAAAGUUUCACUCUGUAGUUGCUCAAAGAAAACUCAACCCUUUACCAUAAAUAUAUAUUGAUCUGUCUGAUAUUUUCAUCAGUUGUGGUUAUUUAAGUUGUAUAAAAUAGUGUUAGUUUUGGUAGGUUUUAGAGGUCAAAAAUAUUAAUAUAGAUGUAAUACAAGGGUAGCAUCUUUGCACUUUUCAUAAAAUCAAAUGACAAGUAUGUGAUUUGAUAAAAAGUAAAAAGUUAAGGCAAAGAAAGAAAGGAACACUCUGCAACUCUACUUGGUUAGAUCUUUUUUUCAUUUGAUGAUGGAUGUAGUGUUGAAUGCAUGUACUGAAGAUACUAAGAUUGUUUCAUUUGUCAUGCUCUUUUUCUAUUUUUCUAAACAAAGUAAGGUUUAGUGUUCACCGCUGGUAGGAAGUUUUUAAUCUAUGUAAUAUAUAGAGCUUUUACAUUCCUGGAACAACAAGGCAGGUGGAUUUUGAAGGAAGGAAAACAGAAAUGGUGAAGGUCUAGACAGAUUAAAUAGCUUCUGCAAGUCAGGUAUGGAUAGAAAUGUAGCAGGGGAUGUCUGGGCUCUCAAUCAGGGCAGGAAACUACAACCACACAGGCUGGAACAUCCUGGGACUGGGCAAUAUGGAAAACUAUAAUGGUAACUAUAAGACCUUAUUUUAAUGUCAGUACAUAUGACUGCGCAGUAUCAGAUUUGUUCUAAAGGUAUUUGGUUGAUGAUCAAUGUCAAUCUGUCAGUCAGUCGGUCCACCUCUUUGGUCCAGACCGAAAUAUUUCAGCAACUAUUAUUGAAAUUGAUUGCAAUGAAAUCUUUUACAGAUAUUCACGGUUCCCAGAGGAUGUAUCCUAAUGCCUUUAGUGAUCAUUUGACUUUUUGUUUUAGCGCCACCAUGACAUUCACAUUUUAGGUUUUGAGUGAAAUAUCUCAAGAACUAUUGGAUGGAUUGGCAUGAAAUUUGCUAUGAAUAUUCAAUAUCCCUGGAGGAUAAAACCUAAUGACUUUGGUAAUUUUCUGAAUUUUCAUCUAAAGCCUUCAAAAUUCAAAUUUGUCCCCUGCUUUUGUUUAUGACCAAAAACUUGCAAAACUAAUGACUUUCCUAUUCCCAAUUGCACUUUGGCCUUAUUGCUAAUUGGCAAAUGCUAGCAUGCUAACCAGCUACACUAAGAUGGUGAUUCCAAUAAAUAUUACCUGCUAAACAUAAGCAUAUUAGCAUAGUCAUUGUGAGCAUUUUAGUAUACUGAUAUGCUAACUACGUGGCUGUACACCUUUAAUCUGGUCUCCAUUCGCUUAUGCAGUAAUAGGAAGUCAAACUGCAUUCUCAAAUGUUUUGAAAACUGACAUUAUAAUUGCUUUUUUUACCAUCACAUCAUACAUUGCCUAGCCCUAGUGCAACUAACUGGAACAGAAUUUACAGUAUUUUCAGUUUUCAAUAACAAAACAUCAUCAUCAAGUUAUAUAUUGUUCCAGAAAGUUGAAGAUCCAUUAUUUUCAUCCAGCAGUGAUGAUAUGAUGAUAAUAUUUGCAGACAGUUUAACAAAUAAACUUGCUGACUUGCAUUGCUCUGCUGGUGGUAAUUUCCUGCUUUGUGGUGGAUAGUCCAGGACUUGUCAACCGUAUUACUGAGUUUAGAUUGUAAUUUGGAGGUGAAAACGAAUGAAUGAUGAUGAUUAAGGUGAUGAGGCCAUUGUAGGAACACAGACUGAAGGAAAAUGGAGUGAUAGCUGGAGAGGAAGGACAGAUGUUAGAUGUGGUGUGUGAUGUCUCACAGGUUUGGAGGAUUUUGCUGCUGCCACAGCAGGUGCUGUAACUGUUUUGACCUUUUUGUCUCAAUACUCAAUUUUAAAAAGGAUUGUUUUCCCCCAGACAACCAUCAUGAUGUGGAAUUUCUUUUAGGUUUAAGCUAGCUAGCUAGCUAGCUAGCUAGUCACAGCCACAUUUAUUACACUGGUGACUGUAAUGACAUGAUUGUAACAUGUUUUUCUUUACUGUGUGAUUCUUUAAAAUGCAUAAAUUUGAAUGUGAAACUCUUGUCUCUCUUGUUUUGUUUUGUUUGUUUUUUUUUAUAACAAUGCUUCAAAUUCUAAUUCAAAAACUUAAAAUUCAGCAAUAUUUCCAACAGAAGUAGUUCCAACUGUAGGUUUAAAAGGUGACACAUCAUAGACGAUAAGUUGUUAAAAAGUUAAGGAUGGUGAUAGUUGAUAUUUUUGCUAUUGUCAACAAAUCCCAUGAAAAGACCAAAACCAACAAUGUGUUAGUCCAUCUUUCAAUACUUUCAGAUCCUGUCUGUGAUGCUCAUGUAAAACAUUUUUAAAAACAGGUAUAGGUACAGAUAUAUAGUCUCUUUUUUUCAAAGGCUCAGUAAUUUCCUAAACCAGCUGGUCACUGUAGUUUUAAGCAAAUGUUACUCAAACAGAAAUGGUGUAUUUGUUGGGAACUAUUUUCAGCACUGGAUUAAUACAUAUUUUGGUGUCUCUACUCAGUAUUUCUGGAAACAGGAUGAUAUAUGUGGGAUUGAGUCAAA
Molecule: messenger RNA, 8680 nt
Organism: Thunnus maccoyii (southern bluefin tuna)
Lineage: Eukaryota; Metazoa; Chordata; Actinopteri; Scombriformes; Scombridae
Product: mucin-3A
Exons: 1
Coding region: 259-5898 (1879 amino acids)
Source: RefSeq, a predicted model, not a curated record